Messenger RNA from Closterium sp. Yama58-4, 1518 nucleotides. NCBI's taxonomy places the organism in Eukaryota, Viridiplantae, Streptophyta, Zygnematophyceae, Desmidiales, Closteriaceae. The record is from the annotation of a GenBank genome assembly.
AUGGCCCACAGGCCAGACAGGGACCCACCGGUCCUCCUCCCCCCUGGGGAGCUCGCUGGCCAGCACCGCACAGGACCCACCGGUCCUCCUCCCCCCUGGGGAGCUCGCUGGCCAGCACCGCACAGGACCCACCGGUCCUCCUCCCCCCUGGGGAGCUCGCUGGCCAGCACCGCACAGGACCCACCGGUCCUCCUCCCCCCUGGGGAGCUCGCUGGCCAGCACCGCACAGGACCCACCGGUCCUCCUCCCCCCUGGGGAGCUCGCUGGCCAGCACCGCACAGGACCCACCGGUCCUCCUCCCCCCUGGGGAGCUCGCUGGCCAGCACCGCACAGGACCCACCGGUCCUCCUCCCCCCUGGGGAGCUCGCUGGCCAGCACCGCACAGGACCCACCGGUCCUCCUCCCCCCUGGGGAGCUCGCUGGCCAGCACCGCACAGGACCCACCGGUCCUCCUCCCCCCUGGGGAGCUCGCUGGCCAGCACCGCACAGGACCCACCGGUCCUCCUCCCCCCUGGGGAGCUCGCUGGCCAGCACCGCACAGGACCCACCGGUCCUCCUCCCCCCUGGGGAGCUCGCUGGCCAGCACCGCACAGGACCCACCGGUCCUCCUCCCCCCUGGGGAGCUCGCUGGCCAGCACCGCACAGGACCCACCGGUCCUCCUCCCCCCUGGGGAGCUCGCUGGCCAGCACCGCACAGGACCCACCGGUCCUCCUCCCCCCUGGGGAGCUCGCUGGCCAGCACCGCACAGGACCCACCGGUCCUCCUCCCCCCUGGGGAGCUCGCUGGCCAGCACCGCACAGGACCCACCGGUCCUCCUCCCCCCUGGGGAGCUCGCUGGCCAGCACCGCACAGGAGCAACCGGUCCUCCUCCCCCCUGGGGAGCUCGCUGGCCAGCACCGCACAGGACCCACCGGUCCUCCUCCCCCCUGGGGAGCUCGCUGGCCAGCACAGGACCCACCGGUCCUCCUCCCCCCUGGGGAGCUCGCUGGCCAGCACCGCACAGGACCCACCGGUCCUCCUCCCCCCUGGGGAGCUCGCUGGCCAGCACCGCACAGGACCCACCGGUCCUCCUCCCCCCUGGGGAGCUCGCUGGCCAGCACCGCACAGGACCCACCGGUCCUCCUCCCCCCUGGGGAGCUCGCUGGCCAGCACCGCACAGGACCCACCGGUCCUCCUCCCCCCUGGGGAGCUCGCUGGCCAGCACCGCACAGGACCCACCGGUCCUCCUCCCCCCUGGGGAGCUCGCUGGCCAGCACCGCACAGGACCCACCGGUCCUCCUCCCCCCUGGGGAGCUCGCUGGCCAGCACCGCACAGGACCCACCGGUCCUCCUCCCCCCUGGGGAGCUCGCUGGCCAGCACCGCACAGGACCCACCGGUCCUCCUCCCCCCUGGGGAGCUCGCUGGCCAGCACCACACGGGAGCGCAUGGAGUUGUGCCAAAUGUUUGCCGUAGUCUUUCUUCGCCGAGGUUUUUCACGGCGACCCAAAGCUAUGGUAGUUGCCUCGCACCGAUUUAA